Molecule: messenger RNA, 2187 nt
Organism: Bursaphelenchus okinawaensis
Lineage: Eukaryota; Metazoa; Nematoda; Chromadorea; Rhabditida; Aphelenchoididae
Source: the annotation of a GenBank genome assembly
AUGUUUCGACAACGACAUCAUAGACAAUCGGCCAAAGUGACACAAUUGAGAGAGCAAGAGGAAGAGAGAGAGCGGUUGAGAAGGUCUAUGAGCAAGGUGAGGGAGUGGUGUUAUGAAAGUCAUUUUUUAAAUUUACAACUUUUUUAAAUAGAAUUUUAAAAUUUUAAAAUUUUUUUAAAUUUCAAUUUUUUAAUUUAAGAUUUUUUUUAAUUUGGGAUGACAAAACAGUAUAUCUAAACCAUUAAGACCAAAAAUUAAACAUUUUUGCUUGGGGUUCAAAAAGAAAUGGCAUUUUUAAAGUUUAAGGCUUUUAAAAAAGUCUUGUCGCUAAUUUCUUAAGUUUUACAUGUAAAAAAACGACAAGAUUUUUUUUUUCAUUUUUUGAAUGUUUAAUAAAGUUAUUUUAUGUUUUAGAAUAAAAAAUAAUUUUAAAAAUUUUAAAAUUUUAGCAAAUUAAGAAAGAAUUUGCGGAAAAAGGAGUCGGAUCAGACUUGGACGUGCUUGACCUACAAGAACAUUUGCACAAUUAUAAAGAAGUGCUCUAUUUACCAAUUAAAUUCUCUGAAGAGGAAAUGAUGGCUAAAUCACAGGCAUUCUAUGAAUACAUGAAGCUACGACGAAGUGUACGGUGUUUCAGUGACAAAGACAUUUCAUUGAAAUUGGUACAGAAUUUGGUCAAGACUGCUGGUGAGUUAUACAAAUAGAGUAAACUAGAGCGGGUUUGGAACGGUAGGGCAAAGCAAGGGCAGAGUAAAUUUAAGGUAAUAAAAAAGUAAGGUAAUAGCAAGGUAAUGCGUUUUGAAGUGGAGUAAGACAAAUGAGUUCCUAAGGUUGUAGUACGGUGAGUAAGAAAGGGUAAGCCAAGGGUAAUUUAAGACAAGGGUAGGGUAAACCAAGGAUAAAGUAAGAAAAAAGUGUAGCAAAGCAAUGGUACGGCAAUGCAAAGUAAGGUGAGGCACGACAAGAGUACUGUAAGAACAUGGUACGGUAAUGCAGAGUAAAUUAGGGUAGGGUAGAGUAGGUUAGGGUAGGGUAGGGUAGGGUAAGGUAAGGUAGGGUAGGGUAGGGUAGGGUAGGGUAGGGUAGGGUAGGGUAGGGUAGGGUAGGGUAGGGUAGGGUAGGGUAGGGUAGGGUAGGGUAAGGUAGGGUAGGGUAGGGUAGAGUAGAGUAGGGUAGAGUAGGGUAGGGUAGGGUAGGGUAGGGUAGGGUAGGGUAGGGUAGGGUAGGGUAGUGUAGGGUAGGGUAGGGUAGGGUAGGGUAGAGUAGGGUAGGGUAGGGUAGGGUAGGGUAGGGUAGGGUAGGGUAGGGUAGGGUAGGGUAGGGUAGGGUAGGGUAGGGUAGGGUAGGGUAGGGUAGGGUAGGGUAGGGUAGGGUAGGGUAGGGUAGGGUACAAAAUUCAGUUCUACCCUAAGUACGAUACCGAGUACUUACACCACACAAAAUUUAGGUACUGCUCCGAGUGGUGCGAACCUCCAACCAUGGACGUUCUGUGUGAUUCACAGUAGGAAGAUCAAACGUUCGUUACGGGCGAUGAUUGAGGAAGAAGAACAACGUAAUUAUACAAGGAGAAUUGGAGCCAAGUGGGUAUUGGAUGUGGAGCAUUUGAGUGUACAUUGGAAUAAGCCCUACAUUACUGAAGCGCCUUAUGUCAUUGUUGUUAUGAAACAUGUAAGGUUUCUUUGGAAGUUUAAAUUUGGAGGUUUUCAAUUUUUUUUUGAAAUUAAAAAUUAAAUUUUUUAAAAUUUUAAAUUAAAAAAAAUUAUUUUAGAUCUAUCAAAUAAAACCUAAUGGAGAACGACAAAUUACAUAUUAUAAUGAAAUGAGCUGUAGCAUAGCUGUGGGUAUACUAUUGUCGGCUAUUCAGGUAACAUAAUUUCAUUGCUACCCUACCCUACAAUUUUGUACCUUACCCUGCCCGGCCCUGCAAUUUUUUACCUUAUUUUAACCUAACCACACUAUAUCGUCCUACCUUACCCCUACCUUGCUCUAAAAACAAUUUUAUAGAACGUCGGCCUAGUAACUGUAACCACAGCCCCAUUGAACGCUGGUGGCCACAUCAGGGAACUUUUACGUCGUCCUGAGAAUGAAAAAGCCAUGUUAGUACUGCCUAUUGGAUACCCGGCUGAAGACGCUCAUGUGCCUGAUUUGAGAAGGAAAAAACUUGAGGACAUUAUUAGGAUGUAUUAG